This is a messenger RNA of Aspergillus homomorphus CBS 101889, 392 nucleotides long. RefSeq lists its product as uncharacterized. NCBI's taxonomy places the organism in Eukaryota, Fungi, Ascomycota, Eurotiomycetes, Eurotiales, Aspergillaceae. The transcript has a single exon. The record is from RefSeq and is a predicted model, not a curated record. The coding region runs from base 124 to 357 and encodes 77 amino acids.
AUACCUCCCGUACCUAAGCUACGUAGUCCCAUGUGUUGUCCGUAGCUUGAAUAUAGGAACGAAGCUCAUUGGCGCUCCGUCAAGAUCCUCGAGUCAUCCGGUCGGUCUCGCGGUGAGGGUAAAAUGUCUGUGUUGAUGCAGUGCCCAGAAUCUAGUGUCCCGGCCCUCGUGGUCCUUGUUGCACGCGGGGAUUGGAUCUGGUUGAUGCCAUUCGUUGGGUCUCUUUGCCUUGUUGUUGUUUCUUCGUUUGAGGUAUGUAGUUGUGUUAUAGUGGGCUUAUCGCCGAUGGGCUUUUGCGCAAGGAUAAGUUCGCGACUGAGUCAUGGGAAGGGUUGCGCUACUGAAUACAGGGUAUAGAGAUCUGAUCGAGCUCUAGGGCUUGCGUGAUGGUU